Messenger RNA from Carassius auratus (goldfish), 3167 nucleotides. RefSeq names its product alpha-1,3-mannosyl-glycoprotein 4-beta-N-acetylglucosaminyltransferase B. Lineage: Eukaryota; Metazoa; Chordata; Actinopteri; Cypriniformes; Cyprinidae. Gene Ontology annotation, biological process: protein N-linked glycosylation. The record is from RefSeq and is a predicted model, not a curated record. Gene Ontology annotation, cellular component: endoplasmic reticulum-Golgi intermediate compartment; endoplasmic reticulum; Golgi stack. Gene Ontology annotation, molecular function: acetylglucosaminyltransferase activity. The transcript has 15 exons. Bases 198 to 1841 code for a protein of 547 amino acids.
ACACGCGCUCUUCUCUCUCUCUCUCUCUGACACACACACACCCUCUCCCGUAUAAACGGCAUCUGCCUGUACAGUACACAGUCUGUAGCAUUCUCGCCUCCCUCUCCUCUCUCAUGUGCGCGCGCUGUCAUUAACGCACGCCAGACGCGCUCGAGCUCACGGUUCGGUUCGGACAUGAUACCGGCGCGCACUCGGAGAUGAGGCUCAGAAAUGGCACCUUCCUAACAGUCUCACUAUUCGGGUUAUGUGGGCUCAUAUCAUUAUCCUGGUACACCGCGUUCAGCAAUUCCAAAGGUAAUGUCGUAGACAUUUACCAGCGUGAAUUUCUGGCUCUCCGAGACCGUCUGCACUCCGCUGAGCAAGAGAACCUCAAACGCUCCAAAGAGCUCAACCUGGUGCUGGACGAGAUCAAGCGAGCCAUCGCUGAGAAGCAAGCGCUGCGGGACAUCAACCGCACCUGGAGCAGUCUGUCAGAUGAGACCAAGCUGAAACUGUGGAACGUGACCAGCAGUAAGAAUGUCCUUCAGCUGCCCAGCAUCUUCCACCAUCUGCCGCACCUUCUGGCCAAAGAGACCAGCCUCCAGCCGGCCGUGCACAUCGGCCAGGGACGCACCGGAGUGUCGAUAGUGAUGGGGGUGCCCAGUGUGAAGAGAGAGGUGCACUCCUAUCUGACGGACACGCUGAGCUCACUGAUGUCAGAGCUGAGUCCGGCCGAGAAGGAGGACUGCGUGAUCGUCGUCUUCAUCGCGGAGACGGAUCAACAAUAUGCAAAUAGUGUUGCUGACAACCUUAAGCGCCUGUUUCCAGCGGAGAUUCAAUCUGGGCUGUUGGAGAUCAUCUCUCCCUCCAUCCAUUUCUAUCCAGACUUCUCUCACCUCAAAGAGUCGUUUGGUGACCCUAAAGAGCGGGUCAGAUGGCGAACAAAGCAGAACCUGGAUUACUGCUUCCUGAUGAUGUAUGCCCAGACUAAAGGGACUUAUUAUGUACAGCUAGAGGAUGACAUUGUUGCACGGCCCAAUUACUUCACCACAAUGAAGAAUUUCGCCCUGCAGCAGCCGUCAGAGGAGUGGAUGAUUCUUGAGUUCUCCCAGCUGGGCUUCAUCGGAAAAAUGUUCAAGUCAUUAGACUUGCCGUUGAUCGUGGAGUUUAUGCUAAUGUUCUACAAAGACAAGCCCAUUGACUGGCUGUUGGACCACAUCAUGUGGGUGAAGGUGUGCAAUCCAGAAAAAGAUGCGAAACAUUGUGACAGGCAGAAAGCAAACCUACGCAUCCGCUUUAAACCGUCUCUCUUCCAGCACGUUGGAACACACUCCUCCCUCGCCGGAAAGAUCCAGAAACUCAAGGAUAAGGACUUCGGAAAGCAGACGUUGCAUAAAGGUCACGCUAACCCGCUAGCUGAGGUCACCACCAGUCUGAAGACGUACCAGCAUUUCACGCUGGAGAAGGCCUAUCUGGGAGAGGAUUUCUUCUGGGCGUUCACACCUGUGGCGGGAGACUUCAUACGCAUCCGCUUCUUCACACCUGUCCGAGUAGAGAGGUAUUUCUUCCGCAGUGGAAACAUCGAGCACCCUGGAGACAAGCUCUUCAACACUACGGUGGAGGUUCUUCCUUUCGACAAUAUUCAGUCAGAGAAAGAAGCGCUGAAGGAGGGGAGAGAGAAGACGCCGAAGUACCAGCGCACAGAAGACGGCUUCAUCAGAAUAGGGAGGUUUGACCAGGGGAUCGCGGAGGGGGAGGUGGACGCUUCCUUCGGUCCGCUGGAGGCUCUGCGGCUCUCAGUCCUGACCGACUCUCCUGUGUGGGUCAUUCUCAGCGAGAUUUUUAUCAAGAAAGCCGAGUGACUGGUGUUCAGCAAUCCCUGGUGACUUCACCGGGUCUCUGGUGCAGGAUGGAGUCCGUCCGCACCUCCAUGAGCUCCUCACACGAGUUUGUUUAGCGCCAGCUGCUGGCCACGAGCUGUUCUAGCAGGGUGGAGAACGGCCGGCCAGCGCUCCUCAGAGACAUACAGCUGGAGCUGGCACACGACUGAUGACGCUGUAUUUUGUAAACUGUAUUUAUAUGUAUAUAUGCCCGUUGUUGAAUUCCUGUAAUUACACUGGUCUGUUGUCAAGGGCUUCCUGAGCGCGCUCUCGCCCGUUUCACCAUGCACUUUGACAUUCAACAAAUGCUGCUUUUGGAACGGAAGGAAGACUCUUCUUAAUUUCCUACUCGAGAUUCGAUUUUCAAAGUUCAGUUUGUGUUAGCUGACAAAUGAUUCUGUUUAGGUUACUCCAGACGGUGUGUAUUUAUUGUAUUUAUUACGAUACAUUAAGAGUACACACACACGCAUAUGGCCGUGCUAGAUAUGUGUUUGUUCGUGCACAGGCCUAGCGUGUGUUUCUAAAGUCUGUCCAGAAGAUACGUUCUAAUGAAAGAGGAAGGUUUAUUGUAACUAGAGUAUGCUGCAAAACUGUUUCUUCUAAAAACUGAAAUCGCUGGACUUUUCUUGAUAUAAAUAAAAAUGAAAUCAAUGACAAUAAACAAGGAAGGGAUUUUUUAAAUCCUUUUUUGCUUUCCAGUAACACAUUAUUUCUUACUAUGUUGUUUAUCCUCUUCCUGUCUUAACGUGACACAGUAGUGUGUUGAUGUGGACUUCACAAUAGAGCCAGUAGAGUAAACCGAAUCAGAUCAUAGACCAAAAACCUGAAGAGACAUGCACAAGUAUGGCUUCAAAUCUGUAUAGCUCGGUGAUGAUGCUAUUUAGAUGCUCAGUUUGCUCUCUGAUAGUAGACAUAAUUCAUAUUUAUCAGAUGCUACACAAAUUUCUCAAGGGUUGUAAUGUUUUUUUCAUGCCUUAAAAUGAUUCACCAAUGAUUUGGGUAUCACAAUACAACACUGAUGGAUCUUGGUGAAAUGAGCGAUCAGCACAUUUGACAAGAUCUUGAGCUAGAGCGAAGUAAUCUUCAAAGAAAGAAAGAAAAAGAGGAGUAAGAUAAGACCAUCUGGCCUACACUAACGCUGAUGUUGUUUUAGAGGAGAGUCACUUCCCCGCACGGGUCGAGGAGAAAUACAGCGCCAUCAACUUACACUAUCCCUUCACUGUUUUCUCUUGAUUCGCCCGAAUGAACCUGAAUGAAAAUGUAAUGCUCCUGUCAAACUGUUUGAAUAAAGAUAAAGUCCAAACCUGA